CUCCUCCUCCUCCUCCUCCUCCUUCUUCUGCUCCUCAUACUCAUCCUUCCUCUCCUGCAGUGUUUUUUUCGGUUUAUCCUCACAGCCGUAGCUUUUGAAGCUCAUUUCUUUUGCGUCCAAGCCUCAGUGCAAAUACGCGCUCGGCAUCCCCACCACCAUCGAUGCCGCUGUUCGGCCUGCUGUGCAGACUGCAUGCAGUGCCCCGGUUUGCCCGAGCUGUUGCGAUUGUCCCUGCAAUGAAGCAGAUCCCGUUGCUAGGGCAGCCCGCAGCAGUUGUGCGUCGUCUGCAUGGAUUGACGAAGUGCCGCGUGGUUCUUCCCUUGCCCGCAGCGGCUUUCUGUUUAUUCGCAGUCAACAAUUUGGUACAGGAUUAUUUUGGGACCAGCAAGGACUUUUUCCACGGCUCCUUCACGACGACGAAGGACCCAGAUGACAUAGCCGAGUUCUACCAGGCCGAAGACCUUUUGAAGGUCAUCGCCGGGCACCCCUUCUUCUUCAGAUUGUUUAUGGACAAGGUAGUGGUAGGAGACACUCCAGUAGAGGAACAUCAGGCGCUCCUGUCGGUUGACGAGUCGCGGAUGACUGUGAAGAAUUUGGGUAUGGAGGUCGCUUUCAAGAUCACUGACCAGGAUGAGGAUUUCGAGGGGAAAGCCAUGAGAACUUUCACUCGCCACGAGCGGUUCUUGGAUUACUUUCCUCUUCUGAGCGACUGGGGCUUCAAGGUUCUCCUCUGGGACCAGACAUGGACGUACGGAUUCCGAUGCCAUGAGGGCGGCGUGGUGGAGGUGUACCACCAUGGCAACGACUUCUACGGACCUUGGCCCGUCCGGUUGAUUGUUCAACUCCAUCAGCGCUACGUGCUUUGGGCGUGCAACAGGUUGAUCAACAGCGAGGCGUUUGGCAACGACGAGGAUGGCUUCUGGGCGGAGAAGAAGCAGGAGAUGCUCGACUGCAUGCCCAGGGUCGCCUCACCUUUUCGUGCCAAGGAGCGGACGUACUCAGAGGGCUGUGCGAUGCGCAUCGUGAUCGGCUGAGACUCAGGCGGAGGAGAAGCUUGGCACAGGAGGGGGAGGAGGAGGAUGCCGAUCUGCCCUUUCGGAGUGUGUGCAGAGAGGCCUGGCGUCCCGGCCCGCCCUGACCCUCCGCGGCGCCACUGCCCCCGCCCCCUCUGUUGAGACUCGACUGCAGGGGAUGCUUGUAAUUCGAUGCGCCCCGUGCCCGGCGGCGAGCGAGGGAGGGAAACGAGAAGCAGCACGCCUUCUCAAGAGGCGGCGGGGCUCCUCAGAAGCCCUCGCUCCUCCUGAGAAGUUUCUGUGCGCCUUCGGGGAGGGCUCAGAAUACUUCUCCGAAGCCCGGGGGGCUUCUGAGCCUUUUGAGAAGGCCUUCUCCUUCUAACUCCCCCCCCCCCCGGCUGGCCGCCGAUGUGCGCCUGGGGGGCUAUCCCCUUCGAGCGUUGCAUGUGGCGUCCCCGCUGGUCUGACCCGUGCUUGGUCAGGUGCGCCUCGUUCAGAGGCAGCUGGCCUGCGCUUCUGAGCGUCAGAGCUUCAGAUCGGACGCUGAUCGUCAGAGUCCGCGCGUGCACGUCUGUCCCCAUGUGUGAGCGCUCGCAGUGCCGGUGCCGAGCGCUCCCUGGGUGUCGCCGAUUUUGUGUUGGCGACCUUCGUUGCAGUCGACGUCGUGUCCUCGCGUUCGCACGACCCCGCAGGGAUCUCGUUGUGCGGGUCGCGAGGGCCCUCGGCGCGCAGGUGUACAGUCGCGACGUCGCCCGAGCGCCUGGAUGCUGCGGGCAUGGAACAGCAGGAUUUGGGUGCCCGCGGCCAGGUGGCGUUC
This is a messenger RNA of Prorocentrum cordatum, 1830 nucleotides long. Lineage: Eukaryota; Dinophyceae; Prorocentrales; Prorocentraceae. The record is from the annotation of a GenBank genome assembly.